Messenger RNA from Cydia amplana, 1068 nucleotides. RefSeq lists its product as uncharacterized. Lineage: Eukaryota; Metazoa; Arthropoda; Insecta; Lepidoptera; Tortricidae. The transcript has 2 exons. The record is from RefSeq and is a predicted model, not a curated record. The coding region runs from base 1 to 1068 and encodes 355 amino acids.
AUGACGAACGUAGCCACGAAGUCAAAUUUAAGGAUUGGGUACCAGUUAGACCCCAUACUGAAUGAGGUGAGGAGACGCGGGGAUAGCGACGGGGAUACGAGUUCGGGGAGCUCGAGCAGGGAGUUCCAAAACUGGAAAGAGGAAUGGAAGGAAAUGUGGAACAAGAUAAAAUUGGAAACGAAGAAUUUUUCAAACCGUAUUGAGAGCGAUGUUGUUAAUAUGGCGGCGGCAAGACCGUGGGGCGUCCCGUGCGGCGACCCUAGCCAGCACGACAUGCCCUGGGGGUCAUGCGUGCUGCCCGCAGAAUGCAGCGCAGAAUACAGAAUCUACAAAGGUGACUACUUCUGCGGACGCACCCAGUGGGUAUGUUGCUCCUUGAACUUCCACACCUAUGACUUGUACCAAGGACUUUCCGUGUCCUUUGGAGAAUCCACCAUGGAGGCCAACAGUGCUGAUGAACGGGAAAAAGCUAAGAAAAAGAACUCAAAAGAACGACGUAAACGAAGCGAACGCAGAAGAAAACGACGCAAGAGACUGAGAGAAGAACGAAAGCGUAAGAUCAAGCGAGCCAUCAACAGGAUUAUCAAAGAGGUCCGCAGAAUCCUCGACAAAGCAUACAAAAACGGCAGCAAAAUCCGAAAGAGAAAGACAAAUACUAUGAAGAAAUUUAUCAAAUUUCUCAAAAAACAGUAUAGGUUGGAUCGGGAGUCAGCCAAGGAUAUACAUGAGAUGCAGAUGCUGGAAGUCGACCAAGAGUUGAUGGACAGAUUGAAUCAAAUCAAAGAUUUGAACGCUGAUUUCAUGACGAACGAGACGUUUAGGCAAAUACUAGUUAAUAAGACGGUAUCGCUUAGGGCGGCGAAGAUGUUGGUGGGGGCGUAUCCUGAGUUGCAGGGGUUCUUGCCGAAGGAGUUCGUGAAGGUGGACUUUACCCGGCAGAGAGGGGCCCGUCGGAGCGGGGGCUCUAAGCACCGGAGAGGGCGCGAUCGGCGUAGAGGGGGCGCCCGUUUGAGAGGGGGGAUUGUACGUCCACGCAAUCGCCGCAAUCGUCGGCAAUAUCGUCUAUGA